Messenger RNA from Nannospalax galili (Upper Galilee mountains blind mole rat), 3717 nucleotides. RefSeq names its product zinc finger protein 324A. Bases 833 to 2494 code for a protein of 553 amino acids. Gene Ontology annotation, biological process: negative regulation of transcription by RNA polymerase II. The record is from RefSeq and is a predicted model, not a curated record. The transcript is spliced from 4 exons. Gene Ontology annotation, molecular function: DNA-binding transcription repressor activity, RNA polymerase II-specific. NCBI's taxonomy places the organism in Eukaryota, Metazoa, Chordata, Mammalia, Rodentia, Spalacidae.
UCUGCCUCCCCAGGGCUGGAAUUUGCAGGAGGGCGCGGAUUUGCAGGGGGGCACCAAGCUGUAAAUGAGGAUAAUGGAACUCAAACUUGCUCAAAAACUGCUCUUCCUGUUAGGGCGCCAUUCCUGUUAGGGUUUUUGCUUUGUGCACCUUUGGUGGUAUUGUCUGCCUCGAAAUCUAGAAGCUUCCACUUGUGCAUGCCGAGGCUUUAGCCAGGGCCGCUAGGUGGGCGCGGGGACGACCUAAAAGACCGCGCUGGGUGGAAGUAAAUUUCACGUUCCAGCGGGGGGUGGGGGGGUGGAUGCUUUGUCGUUGCCAUGGAUUCGAGGAAGCCACCUUGUACUGGGAUGGGAAAGCCUGCAGGAACUUCGCCAUCUCGGGGCAUCCGUAGCUUGCAUUGGGCUCAGGAGAAGCCAGGGAGGCGGGACUUCCGGCGGUCUGGACUGUCACUUUGCUGACCGGCUUCAGGCCACACGGGUGAUCCUGCCCCGCGCGUGAGAGGUUGAGCCCAUUCUCCAGCAGGCUCCUGUGGGGGGACCCAAGACUCGCGGCUGCACGCUUCGGGCUGCGGCUGUGCACACGUCCGGGACCCCGAGCUGGCGACCCCGCCUCUGAGCCUCAGUUUCCCCAUCUGGCUCGUGGGAGGCCUUUGGGGCGGUGCCCGGAGCCACGUGCCCGGCAUCCCAGUCUUAGUCCGUUGGCGAUCUUCGGGGCGUACCUCGCCCUUCUCCGACCGAGAAACUGAGGCCCCGGCAAGCUGUGCGUGGCCGUGGACGGGGACGGGCCGUGCGGUGGGCGACCACCCACUGUGCCCCGCCCCCACUGCAGGUUCAGAUGGCGGCGACCAGGCCGCCGACAGAUCCAUUGCAGGGCCUGAUGGCUUUUGAGGAUGUGGCUGUAUACUUCUCCAGGGAGGAGUGGAUGCUCCUGGAUGCAGCUCAGAGAGCCCUGUACCGCCAUGUGAUGCUAGAGAACUUUGCACUUGUGGACUCCAUAGGGUUCUCUGUCUCCCGACCUCCUGUGAUCACCCAACUCCAGCGUGGUGAGGACCCCUGGCUUAGCAGCAGGACAAAUAUAGCCCUGGCCAGGAGCACCCAUAGGAAGCCCAGCCUUGGAUCCGAUUGCCAUGCAAGGGACAGACAGCUUUCUGGAGAAACAGCACUGCCAGGGGCCAUCCCGGAUGGGAAACCUGCUACUGUGCUCCCUCCUGUGGGUGCCCACCCUGGUACAAAACUCCUGGAAGGACAACAGAGUGACUCCCCAUCUCAGCAGAGAAAAGCCACGGGGGUAUCUGUGAUCUACUGGGAGCAGCUGCUGCUAGGCUCCAGCCUGCGAUUGACCUCACCAGCGAGGCUUCCUGAAGGCAGUUCGUCCUUCACAGACCACCCAGCACCGGGGAAGCAGCCAUGGGCAGCAGAACACCAGAAGCCAGAGGUGCCACAAACCUUCGAGAGAGCCUUCCAGAGCGUCCCCAAUCUCCACCAGGCCGAAGAGGAACGUGGAAUGAGUGGAGCCUGGUCUCACAGAGACCCUGGUGCCCCAGAGCCCCCAACAUGGGAUGAUCUGGGUGAGGCCCUCCGGGUUGGCCCGGGUCUUCUUUCCGGGGACAAGCCUUUUGAAUGCAGGGCAUGCAACAAAGUGUUCGUGAAGAGCUCAGACCUCCUCAAGCACCUGCGCACCCACACCGGGGAGCGGCCCUACGAGUGCACGCAGUGCGGCAAGGCGUUCAGCCAGACAUCUCACCUGACUCAGCACCAGCGCAUCCACAGCGGCGAGACGCCCUACGCGUGCCUGGCCUGCGGCAAGGCUUUCCGACACAGCUCCUCCUUGGUACGCCACCAGCGCAUCCACACCGCCGAGAAGACCUUCCACUGCAGCGAAUGCGGCAAGUCCUUCAGCCACGGCUCCAACCUCAGCCAGCACCGCAAGAUCCACGCGGGCGGGCGGCCCUACGCCUGCGCGCAGUGCGGCCGGCGCUUCUGCCGCAACUCACACUUGAUCCAGCACGAGCGCACGCACACUGGGGAGAAGCCCUACGCCUGUUCACUCUGCGGAGCCGCCUUCAGCCAGGGCUCCUCGCUCUUCAAGCACCAGCGUGUGCACACGGGAGAGAAGCCUUUCUCCUGCCCGCAGUGUGGCCGUGCUUUCAGCCACAGCUCCAACCUCACGCAGCAUCAGCUGCUGCACACCGGUGAACGGCCCUACCGUUGUGGGGACUGUGGGAAGGCCUUUGCCAAGGGCGCAGUGCUGCUCAGCCAUCGGCGCAUCCACACAGGCGAGAAACCCUUCGUGUGCACACAGUGUGGCCGCGCCUUCCGCGAGCGCCCUGCGCUCUUCCAUCACCAAAGGAUCCACACUGGCGAGAAGGCCCUACGGAGGCCGAGGGGCAGUAUGUGCUCUCAGGCCAGGUCUCUGGGAGCAUCUUUAGACGGUGCGUCUCCCAAGGCCACUUCCACCUUAGGUGCAGCAGCGGUCCCCAAGCUAGCUGAGGCUUGAGGUCACAGCUCUGCCCUUGCCCAGCCUUCUGUGAAUCCCUUUCACUACUAAAGUACCUGUAUCCUCAGCAAAUCCCCAACUGGAAGCCCUGUGUGGAUGCAAGCCAGGGUGAGGGAGACCUUCAGCUUCAGUUCCGUUUACAUACAGGAACAAGACUUAACCAUUCAGCCACAGCUCACACCUCCAUCCCGAAAGAAGACAGAUCAAGAGUGUGGACCUGCCCCCAGGCCUGGUGGGGUCAGGCAGAGACUGAAGGCAGAAUCAGUGGGUGACCAGCGACCUCUACCUCUCUGCGUGUUGAUGCCACGUCGGUAUCUCAUGACUCCAGUAGAUAUGAAGGGGAGGAAAAGAGCGGGCAGUGGGUAGAGAGGGACGGAGGAAUCUGCCUGCACUCACACCAGCAGCUGGGAAUACACCCUCAGGACUCUGUUUAUUCAGGGUUUCCUCCAUGCGGGCCUCCACAAAUAAAUGGUUUAUUUCUGUGCCUCAGCUUCCUCCUCUGGGAAAGGAAAGGGAGGAGGGGGACUCUUUGGGUCCAAAAACAUUCUGACAGACAGGAUCUAAAUUAGACCCAACACAGUUGCACCUUGUAGGUGCUGCAGAGUUUCACGCAAAGCCUUGUGAACCCUGUGCUGGUGUCCCCACUUCAAAGACAAGGAAAUCAAGGAGCAUAGAAGGGUUAAAAUUGCCCAGAGCACACAAAAGAGCCAGAACUAGAAUUCUACAUUGCCUUGAUCCAUAAUCUGCCUCCUUCUAGUCUAUCAAGCCCAAAGGCAGGAAGUGGAGGCCUGUGGGGGUGACUGUGGCUCUCAGCACUGGAAGACAGAUGAAGGAUGCCUCUCUUCGGCCACACUCAUCUGAAUUCUCAUUCAAGCCUUGUCUCCAGUUCUACCAAAGCCCAAGCUGUUUGGAACGUAUGAAACCACAAUAACUUUAGAGGAAGGAAGACAGGACUGCUUAUUUUUGCUGGGCUCAGUCAGCAUGUGGUGCCCACCUAUUCUCCCAUGGUGGUUGGAAAAUGGAUGAAGAACUGAAUUUGGCCAUUUCCUAAGAUUUCUGAGCCCAUCCUUCCCAGUAUAAUGUCCCUGAAUGGUGGGGACAGAUGGGUGGGUGGGACUCAAAGUUUGCUCUCUGCGGUCUUGAGUAGACCAAGUCUCACUUGAACCUUAGGCCACAGCAGCAGGGAAAUUAAUGGUCUUUUUUUUUUUUUUUUUUUUUUUUUU